UCCCCGCGCAGCGCGGCGGUGUUUUGCGGCCUGUGCGAGUCGGCGCUUUGGGACCAUUCUCCCGGAUAGCGGCGCGCAGAAACCUCGAACCGGUGGAGCCCACUCGUAACCUGGAUCCCGGAAGACUGCGAAGACAGUGCCGUUUCCUGAGCGGCGGACUGCUGCAGUAAGAAUGUCUUUUCCCCCUCACUUGAAUCGCCCUCCAGUGGGAAUCCCAGCACUCCCACCAGGGAUCCCACCCCCACAGUUUCCUGGCUUUCCACCACCCGUGCCUCCAGGGACCCCAAUGAUUCCUGUACCGAUGAGCAUUAUGGCUCCUGCUCCAACUGUCUUAGUACCCACCGUGUCCAUGGUUGGAAAGCAUUUGGGAGCAAGAAAGGAUCAUCCAGGCUUGAAGGCUAAAGAGAAUGAUGAAAACUGUGGUCCCACCACUACAGUUUUUGUUGGCAACAUUUCUGAGAAAGCCUCAGACAUGCUUAUAAGACAGCUCCUUGCUAAAUGUGGCCUAGUUUUGAGCUGGAAGAGAGUACAAGGUGCGUCUGGAAAACUUCAAGCCUUUGGAUUCUGUGAGUAUAAGGAACCAGAGUCUACGCUCCGUGCACUCAGGUUAUUGCAUGACCUGCAGAUUGGAGAGAAGAAGCUACUUGUUAAAGUUGAUGCAAAGACAAAGGCACAGCUAGAUGAAUGGAAAGCAAAGAAGAAAGCUUCUAAUGGGAAUGCCAGGCCAGAAACUGUCACUAAUGAUGACGAAGAAGCCUUAGAUGAAGAAACAAAGAGAAGAGAUCAGAUGAUCAAAGGGGCCAUUGAAGUUUUAAUACGGGAAUACUCCAGUGAGCUCAAUGCCCCCUCACAAGAAUCUGACUCUCACCCCAGGAAGAAGAAGAAGGAAAAGAAGGAGGACAUCUUUCGCAGAUUUCCCGUGGCCCCACUGAUCCCUUAUCCACUCAUCACUAAGGAGGAUAUAAAUGCUAUAGAAAUGGAAGAAGACAAGAGAGACCUGAUAUCUCGAGAGAUCAGCAAAUUCAGAGACACACACAAGAAACUGGAAGAAGAGAAAGGCAAAAAGGAAAAAGAAAGACAGGAAAUUGAGAAAGAACGGAGAGAAAGAGAGAGGGAGCGUGAAAGGGAACGAGAAAGGCGAGAACGGGAACGAGAAAGGGAAAGAGAACGUGAACGAGAAAAGGAGAAGGAACGGGAGCGGGAACGAGAACGGGAUAGGGAUCGUGACCGGACGAAAGAGAGAGAUGGAGACCGGGAUCGAGAGCGAGAUCGGGACCGCGAUCGAGAAAGGAGCUCAGAUCGGAAUAAGGAUCGGAGUCGAUCAAGAGAAAAGAGCAGAGAUCGCGAAAGGGAACGGGAGAGGGAAAGAGAAAGAGAGAGAGAACGGGAACGAGAGCGGGAGCGGGAGCGAGAGAGAGAGAGAGAAAGGGAACGGGAGCGUGAGCGAGAGAAAGACAAGAAGCGAGAUCGAGAAGAAGACGAAGAAGAUGCAUAUGAACGAAGAAAACUUGAAAGAAAGCUCCGAGAGAAGGAGGCUGCCUAUCAAGAGCGCCUUAAGAAUUGGGAAAUCAGAGAACGAAAGAAAACCCGGGAGUAUGAAAAAGAGGCUGAAAGAGAAGAAGAAAGAAGAAGAGAAAUGGCAAAAGAAGCUAAACGACUAAAAGAAUUCUUAGAAGACUAUGAUGAUGAUAGAGAUGAUCCCAAAUAUUACAGAGGAAGUGCUCUUCAGAAAAGAUUGCGUGAUAGGGAAAAGGAAAUGGAAGCAGAUGAACGGGAUAGGAAGAGAGAGAGGGAAGAGCUGGAGGAAAUCAGGCAGCGCCUUCUGGCAGAAGGGCACCCGGAUCCAGAUGCGGAGCUUCAGCGGAUGGAACAAGAGGCUGAGAGGCGCAGACAACCACAGAUAAAGCAAGAACCAGAAUCUGAGGAAGAGGAAGAAGAAAAGCAAGAAAAAGAAGAAAAACGUGAGGAACCCAUGGAAGAAGAAGAGGAGCCAGAGCAAAAACCUUGUCUCAAACCAACUCUGAGGCCCAUCAGCUCUGCCCCAUCUGUCUCCUCUGCCAGUGGCAAUGCAACUCCCAACACUCCUGGGGAUGAGUCUCCCUGUGGUAUUAUUAUUCCUCACGAAAAUUCGCCAGAUCAACAACAACCUGAAGAGCAUAGGCCAAAAAUAGGACUAAGUCUUAAACUGGGUGCUUCCAAUAGUCCUGGUCAACCUAAUUCUGUGAAAAGAAAGAAGCUCCCGGUAGAUAGUGUCUUUAACAAAUUUGAGGAUGAAGACAGUGAUGAUGUACCCCGGAAGAGGAAACUGGUUCCCUUGGAUUAUGGUGAAGAUGAUAAGAAUGCUGCCAAAGGCACUGUAAACACGGAAGAAAAGCGCAAGCACAUUAAAAGUCUCAUUGAGAAAAUCCCCACAGCCAAGCCGGAGCUGUUUGCCUAUCCCCUGGAUUGGUCUAUUGUGGAUUCUAUAUUGAUGGAAUGACGAAUUAGACCAUGGAUUAAUAAAAAAAUCAUAGAAUACAUAGGUGAAGAAGAAGCUACGUUAGUUGAUUUUGUUUGUUCUAAGGUUAUGGCUCAUAGUUCACCUCAGAGCAUUUUAGAUGAUGUUGCCAUGGUACUUGAUGAAGAGGCAGAAGUUUUUAUAGUCAAGAUGUGGAGAUUAUUGAUAUAUGAAACAGAAGCCAAGAAAAUUGGUCUUGUGAAGUAAAACUCUUUGACAUUAAGAGUUCCAUUUCAGAUUUCUUCUUUCCCAUCCUUCAAAGGACUUUAAUUUGUUUUUUUGUCUUCAAAGACAUUUGUGAGAUCUGUAAUUUUUUUUUUAAUGUAGAAAAUGUGAAUUUUUUUGUC
Messenger RNA from Cervus elaphus (red deer), 2844 nucleotides. Its product is annotated as RNA-binding protein 25-like. Gene Ontology annotation, biological process: mRNA processing; regulation of alternative mRNA splicing, via spliceosome. The transcript has a single exon. Gene Ontology annotation, cellular component: spliceosomal complex. The record is from RefSeq and is a predicted model, not a curated record. Gene Ontology annotation, molecular function: mRNA binding. Lineage: Eukaryota; Metazoa; Chordata; Mammalia; Artiodactyla; Cervidae.